Alternaria viburni is the source of this 930-nucleotide messenger RNA. RefSeq lists its product as uncharacterized. The coding region runs from base 1 to 930 and encodes 309 amino acids. Lineage: Eukaryota; Fungi; Ascomycota; Dothideomycetes; Pleosporales; Pleosporaceae. The record is from RefSeq and is a predicted model, not a curated record. The transcript has a single exon.
AUGGCACCUCUUCCGCGCUAUGAGGGCACCUUCAGCUUCGUCUCAUCAAGGUUAUACGCGAGCAUCAAGCGCGCCAUCCCUACCUACGACAAGGAAGACCCAAAGACCUGGCCAUAUGUCACUCUGUCAACAAUCGAGAAACUCCGUCCAUACCAAGGAUUUCCGGAUCUGCCUACAGGCGUAGCCUACCAACGAGAAGCGAUGAAGCGAUACGAAGACAUGUACACACCACAAGAGCGAGCAACUGCCGCAUCCGUGAACGGUCCCUUGCAUCAGCGGUAUCCGUACAACUACGACCGAUUCGACGAGCCGAAAGAGAAAGUCGGUAUGUCGGGGGCUGAGUAUCGCAGCUACGUGGCGAAUACAACUCCAAUGCCGUCUACACCACGCGUGCACGAGCGCGAAGAAUGGGAGCAAGACAUCCCCGACAGCGCAAUCGACUGCUCCACGCCUUCAGCUGGACGCAUGCCCUGCCUGUCUCCCACACCAGCAACCCGCACCCAACCCCCCUCCCACUGCACCAACAAAACCUGCACAGACACCCGCCGCGAAGCAGCCAGACUCCGCGGCACCCUCUUCGACAAAGACUCCCAACUCCUCAGCUGCCAAUCCGAUCUCAAAGAAUACGAAACAACCGAGAAGUUGCGGCGACGAGCUUUGGAAGACGCGGAGUACGAGGUCGAGAAGGAGAGGCAACGGGCUGAUGCUGCGGAGAGGGAAUGUAUGCUGCGUAUGGAGGGGAAUAUUAGGUUACAGCAGCGCGUGAGGGAGUUGGAGGGAAGGGUGAAGCAGGCGCAGGAUUUGGAUGGGUAUUGUGUUGAGUUGGAGGGGGAGAUUGAGAGGUUGAAUGGGGUGCGGGAGGGGGAGGGGGAGGAGUCUGAUGAUUGUGAUGAUAGACUGCGCAAGAGGAUGCGGUCUGAGAGUUUGUAG